GCCGAUCAUGGCUGACGACUUCAAGUCGACCCUGUGCAUCGUGUUCGUCGGUUUAUCAGCGAUCAUCGCGGCGAAUCGAGUCGCUGCUCGAUCGCAGCGCGGCGAUUUCGAAUUCCCGACCGUGGCCAAAUGCAAUUGCUCGUCCACAGGAGGAGACGAUGGGUCGUUCGACGAAGGAAAUCGAGCAACGAGGUAUCCGGACGAAGAGAUCGCUGCAUUUAACGAAACUGACAAUGACUCUACGAUCGACAACGAGAGUAGAGGAUUUUCUCUGACGGAUCUCGUCGAGUCGAUGUUCUCUGCGGUAGCCAGCGGAAUCGGCUCCAUUGUCACUAGUAUUAUCGGCACCGAGAAGAAUUUCAAGUCACGAUCGUCGAGGGUUAGCUACAAGAAUCAUCAGCUGAUUAGAUUGUAUCCGAAUUCGCAAGGACACGUGAACGAUCUGAAAGAGCUCAAGGAAUCUGAACCCGAAGACGUUAAAUUCUGGACCGAGCCAAUGUACAACAGAACAACAGACGUGGUUGUCGGACCAGAUCUUGUCUCUGACUUCAAAGUAUUUCUCAGUGAUAAAGGAAUCGAUUUCAAAGUGCUGAUACCGGAUCUCCAGAAAACUAUAGCGUAUCAGAAUCCAAAAAUGACGAAGGAGCAACGCAACGAUCUCGUGACGACUAACGGGCACAGUAUGACUUGGAAACGGUAUCAUCGAUACGGAGAGAUCGUCAAAUAUUUGGAAUAUUUAGCAUUAAGAUACCCAAGCGUAGCUGAAGUGAUAACUAUAGGGCACAGUUACGAAGGCCAACCUAUAAAGAUGAUAAAAAUCUCAACCGGAACGAAUAAAGGGGGCGAAGCUAAGCCAGCGAUCUGGAUAGAUGCUGGCAUGCACGCACGGGAAUGGAUCGGCUCCGCUGUGGCGACCUACAUCGUCAGCCAGUUGGUCGAGAAGAACUCGAGUUAUGCUAAACUGCUCGACAAUACGGACUGGAUGAUUCUGCCGGUCGUAAAUCCGGAUGGCUACGAGUUCAGUCACACCGGCGACAGAUUGUGGAGGAAGACGAGGAGCAAUCACGCAGAGGAUCAAGACGACAGUCGGUUUCUUCAGUUGGUGAAUCAUUAUACGAGGUGGCUGUGGGGUAAGUGCGAGGGUGUCGAUCCGAAUAGAAACUUCGACUACCAUUGGGGCGAGGUGGAGGCGGGUGGUGCGAGUUUGGACCCCUGCCACGAGACUUACGCCGGUCCACGCGCGUUCUCCGAACCGGAAACGAAGGCAAUGGCCGAUUAUAUUUUAGCUAAUAAACAGAACAUCAGGGUUUACCUGACGUUGCACUCGUACUCGCAGAUGUGGCUAGUGCCAUGGGGAUACACGUACACGAAACCGUUAGAUUACUCCGAAUUAGCGAGCGUAGCUAAGAAAGCGAUUGGCGCAGUCACGAAGAUACACGGGACCAAUUAUCAAGUUGGCCCAUCGGCUGAUUUGUUGUACCCAACUUCAGGUGCUUCCGACGACUGGGCCAAGGGUGUAGCCGGGAUAAAAUACGCCUACACGCUGGAACUUCGAGAUCGCGGCAGGUACGGGUUCCUAUUGCCAGCGUCGCAGAUCGUGCCGACCGCUCGCGAAAUUUGGGCAGGAGUAAAAACGAUCGCUCGUCUAGUCAAUUGAAACGCCUGAAAUCGAUUUCAAACGAGCGAAAUUAUCAGCAGGUUGUAUAUUUGCAACGAUUUCAGAGAUUUUUCAAUCAGUAUCGACGAAAGAAUCUGUCUAUAAUUGGAGAUAAUUCGGCCCGAUAAUCGCAGUAUCGGUCGAGACAGGAGAUAAUCUCCUCUUUGCUUUCUAUUACGAAAAUUAUCUGAAGUGCGUCGAUCGAGAAAAUCGAAAUACUGCUCUCGAACUUUGAAACUUAAUGGCAGAAUUUUGUCAUUUUGAAUUUUAUAUACGACUUUUGUUAUAUAUCUCGUAUAGUAGAUAAUCGCGCGCGAAUUUUAACAACGACAUGUAAAUAGUGCGUAAAAUGCACGGUAAAGUGCGAGAGUCACAGUACAAGAUUCGAUCAAGCUGAAUUGAUUCAUGUAAAGUGUAAUGUGCUUUGAAUGGGGUUUGGCAAGCUGUAAAGUAAUGAGUAAAUAAAUGAAUUUGAAAGCAGCUACAUUGUGAUUCACUUGAUAACACACACCCCAGGAUUUUGAUUAUUAAUUGAUUUUUCUAUCGUAUUCGUAUAAUGUAUGUACAACAAUUUCUUGACGAUUGAAACGCUCAAUCUCGAUAUUAACCGCUUACGAAACAAUGAUGAGCUGUUAUCAAUCUGUGUCUAAUGAAAAAGAGGAAAAGAUCAAUGAGAGAAGAUAAGAAUAGAAAUACGGAAGGAGGUAACCUUGCAAAAAUG
Frieseomelitta varia is the source of this 2378-nucleotide messenger RNA. Its product is annotated as carboxypeptidase B-like. Bases 8 to 1657 code for a protein of 549 amino acids. The transcript has 9 exons. Gene Ontology annotation, molecular function: metallocarboxypeptidase activity; zinc ion binding. Gene Ontology annotation, biological process: proteolysis. Lineage: Eukaryota; Metazoa; Arthropoda; Insecta; Hymenoptera; Apidae. The record is from RefSeq and is a predicted model, not a curated record.